Molecule: messenger RNA, 2625 nt
Organism: Onychostoma macrolepis
Lineage: Eukaryota; Metazoa; Chordata; Actinopteri; Cypriniformes; Cyprinidae
Gene: nfe2l2a
Product: nfe2 like bZIP transcription factor 2a
Exons: 5
Coding region: 155-1924 (589 amino acids)
Biological process (GO): regulation of transcription by RNA polymerase II; cellular response to oxidative stress
Cellular component (GO): nucleus
Molecular function (GO): DNA-binding transcription factor activity, RNA polymerase II-specific; RNA polymerase II cis-regulatory region sequence-specific DNA binding
Source: RefSeq, a predicted model, not a curated record
AACUCUACAGACAGCAUUUCCUUCAGAAGUACAUCGUCUAGCAACGACAAUCUGACGUAUUUAUUUUAAGCCUGAUUUUAUUUCGCUGUGAAGGAUUACAAAGAAAGAAAUCACAUUAGGAGUUACAACGGAAAAAGAGAGAUUAUCUCUCAGCAUGAUGGAGAUUGAAUUGCCUAAAAUGCAUCCAAGCCAACAGGAUAUGGAUCUGAUAGAUAUACUGUGGAGGCAGGACGUGGAUCUGGGAGCAGGGAGGGAGGUGUUUGAUUUCAGCUACAGACAGAAGGAGGUGGAGUUACGUCUGCAGCGUGAGAAGGAAGAGGAGAAGCGGCAGCAGCGGCAGCAGGAGCAGGAGAAAGCGCUGCUCGCUCAACUCCAGCUGGAUGAGGAGACCGGGGAGUUUGUGCCGCGGAGCGCCCCGCUGACGCAGGACAGCGUGACCAGUGCCCAAAUCACACAGAAUGGAGCUUUUGCAGAACAUGAUGGUGAUGCCAUGUCAUUUGAUGAGUGCAUGCAGCUCCUGGCGGAGACUUUUCCACUAGAUGAGCCAGCUGAGUCGGCGCCGCCUUGCUUGGAUGCCUCCGUUCCUCCUUCCACAGAUCUUAUGAUGCCCCCGGACAUCCCAGCGUUUACCCAGAAUCCUUUGCUGCCAGGCUCUCUGGAUCAGGCCUGGAUGGAGUUGCUUUCACUCCCAGAGUUGCAGCAGUGCCUCAACAUGCAGAUGCAGGAGUCGUUGGAUAUGGAUGGACUUAUGAAACCCUCCGCAGAAACACAGGACCCAAACUACAGCCAAUACCUGCCAGGGAUGGACCAUCUCUCGUUGGUGCAGACAGAGGUUUGUCCUCCUGAAUACAUCAACACAUACAAUGGAUCCUUCAACACUAUGGCGUCACCCAACCUCAGCCAGAUGAGUCUGAAUGUCCCGGAUGUGGGAGCCGAGUUUAGACCUGAAGAAUUCAAUGAGCUGUUUUAUCCUGAGAUGGAGGUUAAAGUGAACAGCGAUCCUCUCGCAUCCGAUGGAGGAAAUAUGGUCAGCCAGUUGGCGGAGAUCUCCAGCGAUCCUCCUGUGAACCCCAUGGAUCUGCAUAGCUUCUCUCCUGGAAGCUUCAGCUCAGGAAAACCAGAGCCUAUGGCUGAAUUCCCAGAUUCUGAUUCCGGCUUGUCGCUGGAUUCCAGUCCUCACAUGAGCUCUCCGGGGAAGUCCUUGAACGGAGAUGGAUCCUUCGGUUUUAGCGACUCCGACUCUGAAGAGAUGGACAAUAGUCCGGAAGGCAUGGAGUCAGAUUAUACCGAGAUAUUCCCGCUGGUUUAUCUUAAUGACGGAGCGCAGGGAUCUCUCUCGGAGAAACCUCUGGCAGACCAACAGGAGAUGAAAGCGAAGAACCCAAAGAUAGAGCCGGCAGAGGCCAGCGGCCACUCCAAACCUCCCUUUACCAAAGACAAGCAGAAGAAACGCUCUGAGGCGCGGCUCUCCCGUGACGAACAGAGAGCAAAAUCCUUGCAGAUCCCAUUUACUGUGGACAAGAUCAUCAAUCUGCCUGUGGAUGACUUCAAUGAGAUGAUGUCCAAACACCAGCUCAAUGAGGCCCAACUCGCCCUCGUCAGAGACAUCCGCCGUCGGGGCAAGAACAAGGUUGCGGCACAGAACUGCCGCAAGAGGAAGAUGGAGAACAUUGUCGGCCUGGAGUACGAGCUGGACUCGCUCAAAGAGGAGAAGGAGCGUUUGACAAAGGAGAAGAGCGAGCGUAGCUCCAGUCUGAGAGAGAUGAAGCAGCAGUUGAGUACCUUGUAUCAAGAGGUCUUCGGUAUGCUUCGAGACGAGCACGGCAAGCCCUUCUCGCCCAGCGAAUACUCCCUUCAGCACACUGCGGAUGGCACCGUUUUCCUUGUUCCUCGCCUUAAAAAGACUCUCGUAAAGAACAACUAGCUCUGUUCCUUCUACUCUGUCCUUCCACACUUGCUUCUGUUUUUUGGUACUGCUUUUCUCUUGCUAACACUGUGUCCUAACCAGGCAUGACACAAUAAAGCGACAAAGGCUCUUCCCACGUCAGUGUGUUUGUCCUGACCAGCCACAGAAUAAUGUGGUGGGAAGCCCCGCCCACAAUGAAAUCUCAUCGGUCCAAAAUCUGGCUGCACGUUAUUGUACAUUAAGCAUCAUCAAAUAUGUUCCUAUUUGGCAGUUUAGUCGCAUGUAUUGUUGAGAAUAUCGCUAAAUCCAUCGCGACUGGUUAGGACACGGUGUACGUUUUACGCAAAGGAAACAACUAAAUAGGAGCGUAUUUUUGCUUAUACAUCAACUGUUGAAAUGGCAGAACUAUUAUAUACGUUUUGCGUAUUCUACUUUCCUAAUAUUCUUAACCUCCGUUGGAUUUUGUACUCCUUUAUAUUUUCUCUGAGAUUCUUUUACCUAUAUGGUUUGUAAAUACAUUUAUACUUUAUUUGCUAUUGAGAUAGGAACAAAUGUACUGUAUAUAUAGAAAUAGAUCACAUUUUAGUAUGCUAAAAAUGGUUGUGAUCAUUUCAAGUCUGCACUUAUGUCAGUUUUUAUAUCUUAAUUUACUAUUCUAUUGCUAUUUUAUCUCUUGACUUUAAGGCUUUAUAUAAUAAAUACAUAUUUAAACCAGCAAA